Molecule: messenger RNA, 597 nt
Organism: Phaethon lepturus (White-tailed tropicbird)
Lineage: Eukaryota; Metazoa; Chordata; Aves; Phaethontiformes; Phaethontidae
Product: spermatid-specific manchette-related protein 1-like
Exons: 5
Cellular component (GO): manchette; perinuclear region of cytoplasm
Molecular function (GO): alpha-tubulin binding
Source: RefSeq, a predicted model, not a curated record
GGAUUAACGAUGCCCCCAGAGCAAAACCUGGAAAGCCAAGCUCAGCCCGAGCGGCUGAUGAAGGCGGCAAUGCAGGAGUACUACAGGAACACCAUUGUCCCCGCUGCCUACUGGCCUGAGAAGUGCUGGCUGGCCAGGUCUGAAGAGAAGUACAACCCAGUUUUUGUCAACGAGGACAAAUACAUCACCUGGAGAACGGGUCCCUACAACAGCACAGCCUGGAAUAAGCACUCUUCUUACCUUCCCAUCCUGCCCAAGGAGACAAGGAUGCAGACCUUCCUGCACAGCAUACCAGCGCCGUACCGCCCAAAACCCAUCUGCCUCAAUCAGUCUGAGAGGGAGGUGGUUGUCAACAUGCUGCCCGUGUACACCAUGACAGGGAGGGGACUCUUCCAGGGCUACUACAGCCCCUGCUCUGGGCGCCACUACUGCCUGCGAGGGAUGGACUACUACAUGGAUGGGGCCUCUGCCAUCAGAGGACAUCUCCACGCACUAGGAGAGAGGGCUGAGUAUCCUGUGCUGCAGUUACAGCCCCAGAGUGAUGUUCUGUACAUCUACACAUCACCACCAGCCAUCCUCCCUAUUCAGGAGCCCUAG